CCCGUCAGGUGACUCUGCAUCUUGACUGGCCGUCCGGAGUGCGGGCACAUACUCAUACUGGCACGAGCACACUGCACUCGCACGCGGAGAGACAGAGCUGCUCGCGCCGUAGGUUUCCUUCCUGGGUAAGCUGGCUGAGAUACCGAUCGGAUCAAGGGAAGCCGCCCCGCCGAGCUCCAGAUGGCGACGGCGCCGCUCGGCGUGAGGCUCCUCGUCGGCGCCGAGGCGCGGCCCGCGCAUUCCCUCCAAGAUUCGGCCGAGGACGCCGCGGCCUUCCUCGCCUUGCCGGUCAGCCUGCUCGGGAAGGAGUGCCUGAUGGACAGCGCGGGCAACCUCUACGCCAGGGUCGAGGCCCUGCCCCGCGCGGCCGCGGCCGAGGGCGCGCUCCUCCGUGCACCGGCGGGCGCGGUCGUCGUCGGCUCCGCCAAGCGCCUGCUCGCCCUCGCCGGGGCAAUGAGAGAGGCGGAGGAGCGGCUGGCCGGCGGACCGGCCCCCACGGACCGCGCCGAGCCGAGCCUGGGGGCCAGCACGGCGGCCGACAUGGACAUCGACUCCGGCGGCGGCGCUGUCUCCACGAGCCGCCCGGGCGGGGAUCCGGGCGCCAAAAGGAGGCGCGGCGGCGACGACGACGCGCCGGGCGCAUUCCAGAGGCCGGCGAAGCGCCGGAUCCUCGCGUGGAGGGUCCGCCGCUACCGGUCCCUGGUGGCCAAGGCCAAGGCGACCGCGAGGAGGGCCAGGGCCCGGGCGACGCGGAGGAGGAGGACGGCCCCCUGGAGGAGCGUCCAGCAGCAACUCGCGCGCGCCACCCUGAGCUGCGACGGCCUGCACAGAUGGAGCCCCGGCGGCGGCGGCGGCGCUUAGCAAUAAGUAAGGUCCGACCUCAUGCCAAGGAAUGGGAUUAGCACUCCAGCAUUUUGUUUUGUCACUCUAUUAGUGUAGUGCCCCUUGAUCCCAAGGACAGGGAUGGUCAGCUCAGCUCAAUUAGGUCGGUGUUUCGUGAUCUCAUCCAAUUGCGUGUAGAAAUUCCAUCAUUAUGCUCUCAAAACUUGGUAGUGGGGAAUUAACAAGAAUUUAGACCAUUUACUA
Hordeum vulgare subsp. vulgare (domesticated barley) is the source of this 1086-nucleotide messenger RNA. RefSeq lists its product as uncharacterized. The coding region runs from base 181 to 861 and encodes 226 amino acids. The record is from RefSeq and is a predicted model, not a curated record. NCBI's taxonomy places the organism in Eukaryota, Viridiplantae, Streptophyta, Magnoliopsida, Poales, Poaceae. The transcript has a single exon.